Messenger RNA from Hemibagrus wyckioides, 3003 nucleotides. RefSeq names its product RasGEF domain family, member 1Ba (gene rasgef1ba). The record is from RefSeq and is a predicted model, not a curated record. Gene Ontology annotation, molecular function: guanyl-nucleotide exchange factor activity. The coding region runs from base 255 to 1673 and encodes 472 amino acids. Gene Ontology annotation, biological process: Ras protein signal transduction; positive regulation of GTPase activity. NCBI's taxonomy places the organism in Eukaryota, Metazoa, Chordata, Actinopteri, Siluriformes, Bagridae. The transcript is spliced from 14 exons. Gene Ontology annotation, cellular component: plasma membrane.
CUUUCAUCACACUCACUCGGGCGCACGAGCGGAGCGCAUCUCCUGUACUCACCGCGGGAUUUAUCCUCUUCAAGACUACGCAUAUUUUGUGGAUUUAUUAUUGCUUUGGGUUCUUCACAUAAAUGUAGAACAAAAAAACCCCAAUAAACAUCGUGUUUUUUUUGCGCGCGUGCAUGUCCAGCGGCUCUUAUUGCACUUUGACACUAAGAAGACUACGGAGUUGGACUUCAGCCUAGAAGACUCUGGAGGACAAAAUGCCUCAAACGCCACCAUUUCCAGCGAUGUUUGGGUCCAGUGGCUACAACAACAACCUCUACCAGACAAAAGAGGAGGACUACAGCGGCUUAUAUUACCAUGACAACAACCUGGUGUCAGGGUCUCUGGAGGCCCUCAUUCAGCACUUAGUCCCCACUGUGGCUUACUAUCCUGAUAGGACGUACAUCUUCACAUUCUUGCUCAGUUCCCGUCUUUUCAUUCAUCCACAUGAGCUCAUGUCUAAAGUCUGCCACUUGUGCACAGACCAUCAGAAGCUCAGUGAUCCAUCAGCAGACAAGAUGAGAAUCAGAAAACUCGCUCCCAAGGUCUUGCAGUUGCUGACAGAGUGGACAGAGACGUUUUCUUAUGAUUUCCGGGAUGAAAAGAUGAUGCGGAACUUAAAAGAAUUAACGCAUCGGUUGAGCACGGGAGAUGAGGUCUAUCGUAAAGCAGUGCAUCAGAUGAUACAAACCCUGAUCCGUAAACUCACUACACACAGUCAGUACGAAGAAAACUUGGCCAAGAUCAACUCCACAGUGCCAGACAGACUAACGGUUUUGAAAACCAAACCUCAGUCUAUCCAGAGAGACAUCCUGACCAUCUGCAGUGACACUUUCACUCUGGCUCAACAGCUAACACAUAUUGAGUUGGAGCGACUGAGUUACAUAGGACCUGAGGAAUUUGUCCAGGCGUUUGUUCAGAAAGACUCUCUUGACAAUGAAAAGAGUUGUUUUAGUGAUCGCAAGAAAGCCAGCAACCUGGAGGCAUAUGUGGAGUGGUUCAACAGGCUGAGCUACCUGGUAGCCACUGAGAUCUGUAUGCCUGUGAAGAAAAAGCACAGAGCUCGCGUCAUCGAGUUCUUCAUUGACGUGGCAAGGGAAUGCUUCAAUAUCGGCAACUUCAACUCUCUCAUGGCCAUCAUUUCUGGCAUGAAUAUGAGUCCAGUAUCCCGGCUAAAAAAGACCUGGGCCAAGGUCAAAACGGCCAAGUUUGAUAUUCUGGAGCACCAGAUGGACCCGUCCAGCAACUUCUACAACUACAGAACAGCGUUACGCGGAGCCACGCAAAGAUCUAUAACUGCACAUACCAGCAGAGAAAAGAUUGUCAUUCCGUUCUUCAGCCUCUUGAUCAAGGACAUAAUCUUCCUCAACGAAGGAUGUGCUAACCGCCUCCCAAACGGACACAUCAAUUAUGAGAAAUUCUGGGAGCUGGCCAAGCAGGUGAACGAGUUCAUGACCUGGAAGAAAGUGGAAUGUCCGUUUGAGAAGGACCGCAAGAUUCUGCAGUACGUCCUCACCGCGCCCAUCUUUAGCGAGGAUGCUUUGUAUCAGGCAUCCUACGAGAGUGAGGGACCGGAGAACAACAUGGAGAAGGACAGAUGGAAAUCUCUUAGGUCCUCUCUGCUGAACAGGAUGUAGUUCUACUGAAGAACAAAAGUCCAAGUCAGUGACGUUAAGCUUCUUCUAGCCAGCUGCAUCCCCAUUUUGUCACCUCAAGAAGUGAGAAGUAGCCCUGAUUAUUAAGGGAAACGACAAUCACUACUUUUGGAAGUGUUUUUGUGUCUGUGAUGGAGACCUGGAUAUCACUUUGUAAAGAUGACCACUUAUUGUACCUUUAAAAAGACUCCUGGAAAAAUACAUGCUGAGUUCUUGAUAUCUCGUGGAUGCGACUCAUGAUGCAUUUUCCACUGUCUCGGAUGAUUUUGAUGUCUUGGGAGUUUGCUGCUGGUUGGCCAACUCUGUGAACUGAAAACAAAAGAAGACAAAUAUCAAAACCAGCAUUGUGUGUACUUUGUACCAGUUCUGUAUAUUGAUAGUAUACGAUAUUUAAGUACUUUCUUUUUAUUUUUUGUUGUAUUUGUUGAUGUUCUUUUGUUUUUAUACCCAAGGUAUUUGUAAUAUGUUUUUCUCACGUGUGUGAGUGAACGCCAAGUGUGGCCCGAGAGCGGCUCAUCACGGUCUGCCGAAUGCACUGGGUGCGUUCCAGAAUAAAAAAGUGCUUUUCUGUUGUGUUAUAUAACAUUCGUAUUACCGUUUAUGUGGGCUUUGCCCUGUUCAUAUGGAUUGAUGAAGGAGAUACAAACACAUACAUUCCUUAUUAUCAGUGUUACAAAAGGAACACCAUUUUCCACUCAUCCAGCAUAGGAAUAGAGGACUGUAUUCCACUGUAAUACAUUACCAACACGUCCAUCUACCUCCUGUAUACACCAGCUAGUUCUGCUAUUAUGAGGCCCCCUGCUGGUCAUGCAUUGAUACAUGAACACAUGCUACACUACACGCUCGUUACUGUAGGACUCGUUCAGCGGCAUGUUAUUUUACACAAAUGUUUUUCCUCAUCUGCAGAUUUGAUUAUUUUUACCAAUAGAUCGCUCCUGUUUCUUGACCAUGUUGUGUUGUAAUGUUUCCCUUUUAAGUGACUUGUUACAUUUUCUUCUGUGUUCAUUUGUACAUAUCCAUUUUGUAGCUACAAGAUAUUGCUCUAAUAUUUUAUAUUUAUCAACUUUGUAUGAGGCAGGCUCAUGUUCAGGGCGCUGACGUACGACAUGAAGUUAAAGAUGUUAAUAUUGCCUGAUGUCUAGUUUACCAUUCUGUUUAUGGGGAAAUUUUACGAAGCUUUACACAAAUAAAGUGUUUUUCUCUCCUGUGCACACAAGUUAUGCAUUUUCACUGUUUUGAUGGAUAAGAGAACCCCCAUGAAAUUAUUGUAUAGACAAAGAAAGGAUUUCAAUAAAAGAAUCCUUAUGGAAAA